AUGGCGGGUGCGAGGUUGUUGUGCGCCGCCUGGCUCGUGCUGCUGGUGCGAGUGGAGGCCCAGUUUCACCCGGUCUCCUCCGGGCACGAGUUUCCCCAGGCCGCGGCGUGGGACCGGGUGCUCACGGACAUCCCCCACCGUCUGCUGUGUCACGAGCUGUGUCUUAAAGACGUCUCCUGCACCUCCUUCCAGUACAACCAGACGUCUCGGGAGUGCAGGGUCAGCAUCGCGACGGACGCCUUCGAAGAUCAUCCGGACGACGAAGUGGACGAUUCCCUGCACGAUUUACCACUGGACGGACUUCUGCCUACAGCAUCACACUCUGAUCCCGGCUGCUUCUCUGAGCAGGACGCCUGUAUCAACGGCCAGGUGUGCCGAGACAGGUGCGUCAAUGACGGCGUCGUGGACUGCACCUGUCGGUCACCUUCAUGGACCAGGCCAGACUGCAAGACCACUGAACUGGGUACCUGGGGAGACUGGGGUCCGUGGGGAGACUGUUCUGUGAGCUGUGGAGGCGGGGCCAAGACGCGCAUGCGCACUUGCAGGGACGAGUAUGACGGGAAGACGUGUGUGGGACGGGACAGUGACGUCAAGCUUUGUAAGAAGCAGAACUGUCCAGAGUGGAACGAGUGGGGAAGCUGGACGAAGUGUACGAGAUGUGGCCGGUCCCGUACCCGGACCCGCACCUGCCCUGUCCCGGGAGACUGUCCGGGGCCUGAUGUCGAGAAAAAGUCCUGUAUGGGCAGCAAGGAAUGCUCAACACAUGUCAGACUGCAGAGAGGCCUGUUCGUGACUGACGGGUGGGUGGAAGUUUGGGACCAGCUGAACGGCUACUGGAGGCCGCUGUGUGGGGAGUGGACAGAACAGGACGGGAGGGUGGCCUGCCGCCAUGUUGGAUUUAAGGACGUAGAGGUCGACACACCACAUGGCAUAAUGAGCAUGGGCUGCUUUAGCGACGACCCCGGCAACAUGAGCCCAGCAGAUGCCUGGAACACUACACUCAACGGACCCUCCAUGACGUCAUCGUCUCCUCAGGACUGCCUGGCCUUCUGUCGUCAGCGGGGAUUCAAAUAUGCUGCGAUCAGGGAGACUAACGUCUGUCAGUGUGGAAGAGGAUACGCCCGGAACGAAGAAGUACACCCGGCGGCCUGUAACGCUCCAUGUGCCGAUGCUGAAGACCUCACUUGCGGCAGUCAGACAACCAACCUGCUGAAUGACGUCUAUACAUACGCUCCGCUCGGUAACAUCAUGUACUUCCCCAUGGACGAGAAGCGCGCAGAGAUCGGGGAGCUGGUGGGAAACCCCUCGGCGAACACCUUCAACGACGCCGGGGUGACGGAUGGAGUGGUCGGUAAAGCUCUGUACCUGGACGGGAACAACCAGUGGGCCAAAACUGACAGGCUAGACGGGACGUGUCUCGGGAGCACGACACUGUGUCCUGAGUUCGCACAAACUGCCUGGCCUGGCGUUGAUUUAAAAAUGAGACCCAAGCAUUGGAUGAUGAACAUGGUCAGGUGA
Messenger RNA from Branchiostoma floridae (Florida lancelet), 1518 nucleotides. RefSeq names its product SCO-spondin-like. Bases 1 to 1518 code for a protein of 505 amino acids. The record is from RefSeq and is a predicted model, not a curated record. The transcript has 9 exons. Gene Ontology annotation, cellular component: membrane. Lineage: Eukaryota; Metazoa; Chordata; Leptocardii; Amphioxiformes; Branchiostomatidae.